This is a messenger RNA of Solenopsis invicta (red fire ant), 1940 nucleotides long. RefSeq names its product cilia- and flagella-associated protein 251-like. The record is from RefSeq and is a predicted model, not a curated record. The coding region runs from base 536 to 1909 and encodes 457 amino acids. The transcript has 6 exons. Lineage: Eukaryota; Metazoa; Arthropoda; Insecta; Hymenoptera; Formicidae.
GACUUCCUUCACUUCAAAAAUAUCAUCCUUUGCGGUGAGCGUGAUUUUUUCUAGAUAGGGAGUCAAAGAUUAAACUUUUAUCGAGCCUUUCGUUUUAUCGACAGGAAAGAAUGUCAAAAAUAUGCUUUUGUUAGAAGAAUUUUUAAGGUUUGGCUCUUAGCCUGAUUUUUUUCAAAGGUCAACUUUUGACAAGAGUAUGAUUUUUUUCUAAUCAAAGAAUAGGAAACAUUAUCUACUAUAAGAUUAAUCUACGAAACGAGGAUUUUGUCUAGCAACAAAACAGAACAGUAGAUAGGACUAACUAGAAAAAUCAGAGUUCGAAAAAGAAGGCUGAGUUGUCGAGAUAAAUUCAUUUUCUUUUUCCUCGCUUUUGAAAUAUUUGGAAGAUGCAACGUAUAAAUGUUAAGUUUCACGAAAGCUAAGCGUUAGUUCGGCUUUCGUACUCUCCAGUUAUAAGUCGAGAGUUUUUCGUUGUACUACGACAAACGUUGUAAGUGCAAUUUUUAUUGCGAGUGAAAAAGUGAAAAUAGUGAAAAUGUUGCGCGACGAUAUUGUUAAAUUUUUUAUCGUGGCGUGUAAUUUUAAUAAUAAAAUAGUGAAGGGUCACUAUUUUAAGAAGAUAGCGCGUGACAAUGACGCGUCGAACUACGCAUUGUUCGACAAGUUCGCUAAGGAGUGCUCCAGCACAUUGCUAUGUGUUAUGCACAGGCUGGGGCACUGUAAUGGCAACGUGACGUUGGAAAAUAUAAUUCGACGUCACGUUGAAACGCGACAACAGAAUAAAGCGUUUUUUGAAAAUGAUGCGGGGGGUCAUAUAGCUGACUUCUUGCGUCAAAGAGAAGUUGUAAGACACGUAGCCAGGGUUGAGCCGCUACCGCCUCGUCGUGCGGCGCCUCUUGAGCGAAACUACGGGGCGAGACGACGACGCGCAGAAGAGGAGCUUCAAGGUGCCGUAGCAGCCCGAAGACCACGAAUUGAAAUCGCGGACUUAGUUGCGGAGCCACCAUCACCUCGAUACACCCCCGUCGGUGAAUCAUCAGAUGACGACGAGGAUACUCGAGAUAAUUUUGACAAAGUUCCAUCCUCAGCCGAUGAGGCUAUAUUUACUCCAGUGCAAGCAAACGAGACGGAGGACGAAGAAGAAAGAGAGGAAAGAGCGACGCAGGAGGAGGAAGAGGAGGAAACCGAAGAAGAAGCAUUAAGAGAAGAUGAGGAGGGGGAUACAAACGAAGAUGAGGAAGAGGAGGAAGAGGAGGCAGAAGAUCAAGAAGAAGAGGAAAAUGAAAUAGAAGAAGAAGAAGAAGAAGAAGAGCAGGAAGCGAUGGAAGAUGAGGAAGAAGGAGAUGAAGAAGAAUCGGAUGAAGGCGGUGAAGUGGAGAAUAAUGAAGAGGGGGCGGAAAUAGAAAAUGACGCCGAGGAAAGAGAAGUCAGAGUUGCUUCGCCAGAGUAUGAUGUUCAAACUGGCGCUGGACUUGCUGAAGCUGUAAUUGGAAGAAACGCUAGUGGGGAAGAAUUUCUCCACAAUACUGCGGAGAAUGUAGCCGACCAAAGACCUCAACAGCAGCAACAUCGGUCGCAGCAACCACAGGCGCAACAUUCUCAGCAACAGGAGCAAAACCCACAAUCGCAGCAGCAGCAGUCGCAGCAACAACAACAACAUCGGGUUGGUGAUAGAUUUAAUUAUAUAGAGCUGCAGACGGAAAACGCGCGUAGAUUUAGGAAUUUUGCUAUACUCGGGAGAGAGGCGAGUUUCGCGAUACGUCCAGUGCCACAGGGUGCCGAUACCGUGCGUUGGCUAGAAAACGCGUUCGGCGAAAUCCAUGCGUACGCGAUAAGCUCAAGUGAACCGACGGAUUACGUAGGACUAUCUUUCAAUUCCGAAAGUUUGACGCUCGGAUCGGUGGGAUGACCGAGUCGUUUCGCCCGGCGCGCGACUUGAC